UCGGGCCACGCCCCGGAAGUGCGCGCGCCGGCAAGAUGGCGGCUGCGGCGCCUGUGCUGCGGGGUCUGCGCCGCCUGAGCCGGCUGCUGCUCUUCCUCUGCCAGUUCUACGUUUUGUCGGGUGGCGAGCACUCGCAGCCGCACACUCAGGCAGUGAAGGAUCCCGGCCCAACGCGCACCUUCACCGCAGUUCCCAGGGCAGCAGAAAGCACCGAAAUCCCGCCUUAUGUGAUGAAGUGUCCAAGCAAUGGUUUGUGUAGCAGACUCCCUGCGGACUGUAUAGACUGCACCACAAAUUUCUCCUGUGUCUAUGGGAAGUCUGUCACUUUUGAUUGUACCGUGAAGCCUUCCGUUACCUGUGUUGACCAAGAGCUCAAACCCCAAAAGAACUUCAUCAUCAACAUGACUUGCAGAUUCUGCUGGCAGCUUCCGGAGACAGAUUACGAGUGCACCAACUCCACCAGCUGCAUGACGGUCUCCUGUCCCCGUCAGCGGUACAAGGCCAACUGCACGGUGCGAGACCACAUUCAUUGCUUGGGUAACCGUACUUUUCACAAAAUGCUGUACUGCAAUUGGACUGGAGGCUACAAGUGGUCGACUGCUCUGGCUCUAAGCAUCACCCUCGGCGGCUUCGGGGCCGACCGCUUCUACCUGGGCCAGUGGCGCGAAGGCCUGGGCAAGCUCUUCAGCUUCGGUGGCCUUGGGAUAUGGACACUCAUAGACGUCCUGCUCAUCGGCGUUGGCUAUGUGGGCCCAGCUGAUGGCUCCUUGUACAUUUAGCUAGGGUUUGUGCUUCGAGAGGAGCAGUACUAGGAAAAUAUGUUCAACCUGUAGGAAUUAAUGUGAGUGAUGAAUUUGUAUGUCUUUAAUGUACAGCAUCUGUACUUUGCUUGCCUUGAUGAAGGUAAAAUAAACCUUGAACCAUGCUAACCUGAAACUUUUUAUUUGCCUGAAUUUUUUCUUUUCUGUGAAAAAAUGUAAACUUAGCCAGAAAACAAUUCUGCAUGGGUGCGAGUGCAUUUAACUCAGUGCUGUUGGUUUUACAUUAUGCAAGUCACACCAUGUCCUCAUGUCUGCAGCGGGCCUGCCGUCUGCCAUGGACAGCCUUGCAGCUGCAGGCAGGAGCAGCUUUUUGUUCUGUUAAUGGAGUAAAGUCACCUACCCGAGCUUCAGUUGUCUGUGAGCUUUGUGUUGUAGUCUGGUCUUCGUAAAGUAAAAUGCAGAACUUUGUCUGGUCGCCAUGAUUUGUAUUUUGUUAAUAUAAAUUUGCAAGAGUACUGAAAAAUUUCAUAAAGCUACACAUUUAGGAAAUACAGUAGGCCUGUUUCUAUGUUAAAUUACCUUCAACAGUCUAGCACCUUACCUUUCUUAUUAAAUGAAGUGUUCUUCAGGGCAGUGCUGCAUUCCAAUCGUGAUGAACCCCUGGCUUACUGACAGAAGCGUUGGCAGAUGCGUUUCAGUGUGAUAAGUAGUUGAUCUGGUAUGGAGCUGUUGUAGAUCUUUAUUGGACAGAACAGAAGUCCAAAAUGGGUUUUACUCAAGGUUGCUUUUGAAACCUCUAAAAUUUCCUCACAUUCUUUCUUUUAAAUUUGAGUGUCCAAGUAUUGAGUUGUAAACUAUACCUAGCAUAGCAGAUCUAGAAGCUAUAAGAUAUACUGGGGAUAUGUCCGUAAAUCUCGUGAGACAAACCUGUUUUGUCUCCGGAUUAUUUACUACUUACAGGCUCCUUGAAAGGAGAACAAAGUCUCUUUGGUAACUUGCUGAAGACCUGGCUUCUAUUCAGAGUCUGUUAGCAGGUGUCUGGGGUGGGUGGAGAGCAGUUCCACCUGUGGUCACUAGGGGGCGCAUCUCCAGCGUACUGGCUGUCCUCUUUCCAA
Octodon degus (degu) is the source of this 1876-nucleotide messenger RNA. It is a transcript of the gene Tm2d3, whose product is annotated as TM2 domain containing 3. The transcript has 6 exons. The record is from RefSeq and is a predicted model, not a curated record. NCBI's taxonomy places the organism in Eukaryota, Metazoa, Chordata, Mammalia, Rodentia, Octodontidae. The coding region runs from base 36 to 779 and encodes 247 amino acids.